GACACCGCGCAUGCGCCAUAUGUCUCCUUCAUUGUGCCCUGUCCCCUCUUAUGCUAAGCUAACGUAGCUGUCAAUUCACUCAGCAGCAUCACGACCAGGGACACUCCAGGCUCCGCAGGCUCCCCCUCCAGACACCUUAGCACCGCACAAUGGCUGUCCCUCCGGCAUACUCAGACCUGGGCAAGGCUGCCAAGGAUAUAUUCAGCAAGGGCUACGGCUUUGGAGUUGUGAAGCUGGACCUAAAGACCAAAUCACAAAGUGGAGUGAUGGAGUUCAACACAUCGGGCUCCAGUAACACAGACACAGGGAAAGCUGCAGGGAGCCUGGAGACCAAAUACAAGAUGAAGGAGCUGGGCCUGAGCUUCAACCAGAAGUGGAACACAGAUAACACGCUGGCCACCGAGGUCACUGUGGAGGACCAGCUGACUCAAGGACUGAAGGUCGCCUUGGACAAGUCUUUUGUACCAAACACAGGUAAGAAGAGUGGAAAGCUGAAGACAGGCUACAAGCGCGACUACGUGAACCUGGGCUGUGACGUCGACUUCGAGGGUCCCAUCAUCCAUGCUAACGCCGUGUUGGGCUACGAGGGCUGGCUGGCUGGCUACCAGAUGGCCUUCGACACGGCCAAGUCCAAACUGGCCCAGAACAACUUCGCCCUCGGAUACAGGGCCGGGGACUUCCAGAUGCACACCAAUGUUAACGACGGCACCGAGUUCGGCGGCUCCAUCUACCAGAAGGUGAACGACGAGCUGGAGACGGCGGUCACUCUGGCCUGGACCGCCGGCAGCAACAACACUCGCUUCGGCAUCGCCGCCAAAUACAAGCUGGAUAAAGACGCCUCUGUGUCUGCCAAAGUGAACAAUGCCAGUCUGAUCGGAGUCGGCUACACCCAGAGCCUUCGGCCAGGUGUGAAGGUGACCCUCUCAGCCCUGAUCGACGGGAAGAACUUCAACGCCGGUGGACACAAAGUCGGGAUGGGCUUCGAGCUGGAGGCAUAAAGAGGAGCACAAAGAAAACACAAAGCCACACACUCCUCUGCCCCCCUGCCGCCCUCCCCCACCCACACACAGUCCACCACCAUCAUGUAGCUUCUCUCUGGACUCUCCCUCACACUCCCCGCCCCCCGUUCACACAAUUCAUGAGCAUUUCUGACAGUAAUAGUCGAGCCUCGGCAUCAUGCUUAAACACCCCUGAGAGGAGUUGUGAGGUUGUCAAUCGUGAAAGUGACGGCGCAUAGUUGUGGAUUAUUAGCGUUUUUAUGGUCAUUGAAGUGACACUAUUUAUUUCCCUGUAGGUUUGGAUGACAUAGUCGUAAAUGUAAAUGUGUAGCUCCUGUAUUCAGUUGUUUCCUGCCUUCCUUAAAGCAUGUAAGAAUGAACACGUGGAUGCAGAGCUGAAAGCGUCUUCGCUUGGUUUAAAAAAAGAAAAAGGUGCCGAGUGUCUGUUUGCUCUUUUGUUUGUUUUUUUUUAUUGGUUUGAGCUCUUUUGGCCGUGUUGUUGGAAUCUGUGGACAAUUUAAUCCAUAUAAAUGUUUUGAUACAAUACGUCAUGAACAUGUGACUGGAUUAAGUUGAGAAGUAAAGACUGAAUGGAGGAUGUUUAAAACUGCUUUACAGGAACAAUGAAAGUCAACAGGAGACCAUUUCUGCCACAUUCAUGAAAGGAAAAAGAUUGUGUAAAUCAUUAUGCAGAAACUCUCUCGAAAUAAUCAAUCCCAGUUCACUCUUUGCCCCAAACACUUUGUUCUUAGCGCUCUGUUUCCUGCGUUCACGUCUAGUGGUAGGGUGUCUCAGGAUGGACACAUGGCCCUCCAAACGAAGGUAUUCUAGAGGCACACUUCACUUUCACGAAAUUGUCAGUAAGAUGGCUGCACAAGCAACAAAAGAAACCCACAAACAUAUUUUCUUCUUAAAUAAAGAUUUAAAAAUUA
This is a messenger RNA of Epinephelus lanceolatus (giant grouper), 1930 nucleotides long. Lineage: Eukaryota; Metazoa; Chordata; Actinopteri; Perciformes; Serranidae. The record is from RefSeq and is a predicted model, not a curated record.